GACGCAGCAGAUGCGAUUUGGGAUGGAGAUACAAAAUUGCAAUACGAAAUGGAAAACGAAGCAAAGAGGCUGACAAUGCUGUGGUUGAAGGAGUGGUACUUAGCCCAACAAGAUUCUUUUGUUACUGUUAGCAAGAACAUUUUUCUCUUGAAUUUGAAGGGAUUGUGGAUUCCCUUUCUUUCACCUCUCCUCUUUUUAAUGUACGAGCUUAUCCUCGAGACUGCGCCAUAACUUAGCCCCCCUUCCUUGUCUGAACUCAACCUCUUCACCUCCUCCACGACAUCUACAGGUAUCAUCCACAGUGGUCGGAGGCUUUAUGUCCAGCAAACGGACGAUUUGACUUUCAUCUAUCAUGGAAUAGAGAAAAUGACGGUUCAAAACCAGAACUCUGGGUAUGCGAAAUCACGGAGUGCGGUGCAUCUCUCUGCGGUCUGCCGAUUGAACUUAGAAAUUCUGCAUUAAGUAGGAGCUUUUUCACGGCAUAGCGUGGAAAUGAAGUAUAGCGUGUACCAGUGCAACGAAGGACUUUCACGGCAUAGCGUGGAAAUGAAGUAUAGCGUGUACCAGUGCAACGAAGGACGAAGAUCAUAAUGCCAAUACCUCACCGAGACUCAUAAAAAUGAAGAUGAGAAAAGAAAUGCACAUCUUCGUGCGUGUGCCUUUCCUCAAUUUCAAUAUGAUUUGG
Molecule: messenger RNA, 685 nt
Organism: Amoebophrya sp. A25
Lineage: Eukaryota; Dinophyceae; Syndiniales; Amoebophryaceae
Source: the annotation of a GenBank genome assembly